Anopheles coustani is the source of this 2907-nucleotide messenger RNA. Its product is annotated as centrosomal protein of 120 kDa-like. Gene Ontology annotation, biological process: positive regulation of centriole elongation; centrosome cycle; interkinetic nuclear migration. NCBI's taxonomy places the organism in Eukaryota, Metazoa, Arthropoda, Insecta, Diptera, Culicidae. The transcript has 2 exons. Bases 62 to 2782 code for a protein of 906 amino acids. Gene Ontology annotation, cellular component: centriole; centrosome. The record is from RefSeq and is a predicted model, not a curated record.
UUUGGUGUUGCAGUUGCUUAAAAUCUUCGAAAAUUUGCAUGGGAUCAGACGUACCAGAAUCAUGGAGCGUUGUCAGAAAAACGAAGAGAAAUGUAUAAUUGUGCUGCGAGUCGUGGAUGGUGUAAACUUUCGCCAGGAAAAGCCGUAUCGCAAAAUUAAGCUGUCGGCGUCGAUAGGAACGCAAGCGUUUGAAACGGAAACCCUUCGCCCAGUAACCCCCAGCACGCUUAAUGCCAAAUUCGAUGCGCUUUUCGUAUGGGAAUCGGAUAGCUACUCCGUGAAGUGUAUGAAAAUGGAAAAUUUACCGAUCAAGGUGGAAUGCUUUGAGUUACUACCGCAGAACAAGUGGUGCCGAAUCGGUUCAGUCAUCAUACCAUUGCGGAACGUCCCGCGAGUACAGCUUUCCCGUAUCAAGGCAAUGCAACCCCACGGUUACCGGCUUAUUGCUAUCGAAAAUGCACGCUGGAGACGUCAACAGCCGGAGCUCAAAAUGCUGGCCAUGAUUACCGAUCCUAAAUUCUUAAAGACCCCAACAGAAGAAUGUUUGCCAGCACAAGACGAGGACAUCAGUUGCAACGAUAAUCCCGCUACGCAACCGAGCACAACGAUUUAUGCCAACCCAAGCACCGGCCAGUUACCGGAAAACGUAAAGCUGCUUGAAGAUCGUGGCGUACUGCAGAUCGGACGAAACGAAACGAAUACGGAUCUGUUUCUACUCUCGAUCAUCUUUAAAUGUGGGAGCCACCUAGACCAGCUGAACCCCGGAGUCGAUAUGUUCGGUUUGCGGUACUAUCUUUUUGGUGAAGUCUAUAAUGUACAUAUCGAACGUGAACAGCCCAGCUCGGCAGUUUUUUCCGUUAAGGAAACAAUUUCUAUUAACAUUCGGAGCUCUUUAGCGACAUUGAGCGAUUAUUUGCAGAACGCCUUUAAGAUAGCAGUCGACCUAUUGCCGAAAAGAAAUCGUCUCGAGCUGGGUGAUGUGAUUGGAAAAUCGACUAUCGAUUUGGUUGGUUUCCUGCAGGAAACGGAUCUCAGCGAGUUCAAACGAAAGCACGCCAACAACGAGAGCACCUUGCAGAUGGUGAAAAGUUUUCCUAUUUUUCCAGUCGACGGUAGCGACCAGAAUGAUCGGGCUUCGAGUGAGCGACUUAUUGUUCCUUCGUUGAAGUGCAAGUUUUCUUUGCGAUUUUUGGGAAACGACAAUAACCAGGAAAUGGAAGCAGAAAAUCAAAAAGUGGAAGUAAAAGAACACGACGAGACGCACGAACGAGAAUGUAAUCUAGUAGUAUCGCCAGAAAUGUCAUCUACAGCGUCAGAGCCAACUAAGGAUGAACAGCACCAAACAGUGCCUACAAAAACGCAAGCUACUAACUCAGACCCUACGUUAGUAACCGAAGAAAAGUUAUUGUCCCAAAAUUCUGAAAAACCUAUCACCCCUCAAUUGGAAACUCCUGCAGAGACGUUGGAAAAAGUAGAUAUUGCAACGAUUCUUCUUAACGCCAAUCAGGACCUACGUGACAUUCGACGAACGUUUGCGUUUAGUGUGCAAGUUGGAUUGAUUCAAUUUACCACCAGUCCAUCUGCCGGCCUCUGGCAACUAACUCUACAACACCCGAAGGCAGACACGCCGUUUACGAAGAUUACUCUCGAGCUAAUACCCGAUGCGGUUCUCUUGGAUCGAAUAGAUUUUGGUAAAAUUACACUUAAAUUAUUUUUUUCCUCGCUUCCCGAGCGAGUGAUGGAGGUGAUUAGCAGCGAGCCCUCUAAGCUAACCGUUAACGGACCGCACGGAAUACACCUGCUGGCGCGACUUGACAAUUCGAGCCUGCUUGUUGGCAACCGUGAACAGCAGUCGUCCGGUGUGGUGGUAAUGGUAGACGGCUCAACGGGCGAAAAUGUAGCCAUCGCGACGGUUGGAUGCACCUUGGAAGAGGUCGGGCUUAACUACAACAGUCAGCUGGCCGAAAGCGGUACCAUAGUUUGCUGCCACAAGACCGUCGAUUCCGGCCAGUCCAAAAUGCAUCCGUUUGAUGAAAACGUUUCCUAUCAGCUUCUUGAAGAACAGAAGGCAUGGAUGAACGAAGAACGUGAACGGUUUCUCGAAGAGUUGCGGGAGAAAGAACGUAAUCAUCUUCAAACUCUAACUCACGAUUGGAAGGUGCAGCGGGCGGAAGAGGAAAAACGUUUGGCCGAUCGAUUGGCGCAAGCGGACGCGAUGGUGGCAGCACUCGAAGAAGCACACUGUUCGCUCGAAGAUCGCGAGCACCUAGAUACGCAGGCAGAACGACUGAGGCGACAGUUCCGGGACCAGCUGGAGGCUAUCCGAUCGAAGGCCGUUCGGCUUGAGCGUGAAGCGGAAGCACAGAUUGAAGCGACCCGCAAGCAGUGCCAUGAGCUGCAAGAGCAGUUGACCGCACUAGGCGUUGACCACCAGCAUCUGCUCGAUGUCAAUCUGCAACUGCAGCGCGAACUGGAUGCGGAACGGUUGAGCCGGGAAGAGGAGCGAUUGGAGUUGCUUAAAAAAAUCGACGACAUUUCCGCCUCGAAGCUACAUUACAAGGAUCAGUGGGCAAAGAUGAUGCGGAAGGUCCACCAGCUCGAGCAGGAUCUCGCAGUAAACCGGACCCCAUACUAUCAGGCAAACAAGAAAGAACCGCGGAAGACAGCAACGAACCGGCCGGGUGGUGGCGGCUCGCAGUUGUCGAUGAUCAGCGCGAGGCAUCGAGGUGCCGGUGAUAGCAGUUCCUGCAGCUUGUACAAACCGCCGGACAGUUACCUGUAGCGCGAAAUAUCAAUUUCCGCAUCAGCAUAAGACUGAUUAUUUUUCAUCCUAACUACUGUUGUAGGGCGUUGAGGUGCAUUGUUUAAAUUCUAUAAAGACAUGAUAUAAUAAAGAUAUAUUUAUUU